Messenger RNA from Hibiscus syriacus, 4205 nucleotides. Its product is annotated as DNA-directed RNA polymerase IV subunit 1-like. Gene Ontology annotation, cellular component: RNA polymerase II, core complex. Gene Ontology annotation, biological process: DNA-templated transcription. Lineage: Eukaryota; Viridiplantae; Streptophyta; Magnoliopsida; Malvales; Malvaceae. The record is from RefSeq and is a predicted model, not a curated record. Gene Ontology annotation, molecular function: DNA binding.
AUGUCUACCAUGGAAAUUGCUGCACCGGGUGAGGUGUCUGAUCCUAGGUUGGGGUUUCCAAAUUUUUCUAAUCAUUGUGCUACUUGUGAUGCCACAAACAUGAAACAAUGUGAAGGUCAUUUUGGGGUUAUUAAAUUUCCAUACACAGUACUCCACCCUUUUUUUCUUUCGGAAGUUGUACAUAUAUUAAAUAAGAUUUGUCCAGGAUGUAAAUCGAUCCGGAAAGAUAUAUGGAUGAAGGGUGCUAAUACUGUAGCCAGAUUACUGGAAACCAAGGGGUGUAAAUAUUGUGUUGGGAAUUCAAUAGACUGGUAUCCACUCAUGAGAUUCAAGAUAACCUCAAAAGAGCUUUUCAGAAAAAGUGCAAUUAUGGUAGAGGUGAGUGAAAAUUCUUUAAUGAAGGUCCGAAAGAGAGGAAGGCAAGCAUUACCUGCAGAUUACUGGGAUUUUAUUCCAAAAGAUCAACAACAAGAAGAAGGUUUUUUGAGACCACUUAGAAGAGCCCUAUCACAUUCCCAGGUUCGACAGUUGUUGAUGGACGUUGAUCCAAAGUUCAUUAAAAACUUUAUUUCACAUGCGGACUCUAUUUUCCUCAACUGUUUUACUGUGACACCCAAUAGUCAUCGAGUGACAGAAAUAAUGCAUACAUCUUCUAAUGCACAGCGACUGAUCUUUGAUGAAAGAACCAGGGUUUACAAGAAACUGGUUGAUUUUAGAGGGCUAGCAAAUGAAUUGGGCUCUCAUGUGUUCGAAUGCCUAAAAAUUUCUAAGCUGCAUGUGGUGAAGCCAUCAAAUGAAGAUUCUUCGCUUUUUGCUGUUAUGAAAAAGAAUAAAGAUUCUAGUUUCAACAUGUCUGGUUUAAGAUAUAUGAAAGAUGUUAUUCUAGGAAAGAGAAAUGACCAUUGCUUCCGCAUGGUUCUUACUGGAAAUCCGAACCUCAAACUGUAUGAAAUUGGUAUCCCAUGUCAUGUUGCCGAGAAGUUGCAAAUUGUUGAGCAACUGAACAGGUGGAAUGAGGAGAGACUAAAAACUUGUUGUAAUCUGCGUAUUCUUGAGAAAGGUGAGAUUCGCAUCAGGAGAGAUUGUAAAUUGGUUAGAAUUCGUCAUGAUGAAAAGGUCCAAGUGGGGGACACUAUCUAUAGGCCCCUAAACGAUGGGGAUACAGUGCUUAUAAACAGACCUCCUUCUAUACAUCAACACUCUCUCAUUGCUCUAUCUGAGCUAAUCAAUGGCCAAAUUGGUAGAAAUCUGCUCUCACUCAGUCAUGAUAGUUUAACGGCUGCUUAUUUGGUCAAGGAGGAUGGGGUUAUAUUGAACCUAUUCCAGAUGCAACAGCUGGAAAUGUUUUGUCCCAAUCGUUCACCGUUACCUGCAAUUGUCAAAGCUCCUUCAUGUAGUAGUCCUGUUUGUACUGGAAAGCAGUUAUUCAGCAUGCUCUUUCCUCCAGAAUUUGAUUAUGUUUUUGGUCCAAGUGAUGUUGUUAUUCAUGAUGGGGAGCUUAUAUGUUCAUCUGAAGGGUCUACCUGGCUACGAGAUGUUGAUGGCAACCUCUUCCAAAGUCUUAUUAAAUAUUAUCAAGGAGAGGUCCUUGACUUUUUGUAUGCUGCUCAGGAAGUUCUGUGCGAGUGGUUGUCAAUGAGGGGUUUGAGCGUUUCGCUCUUAGACAUAUAUCUAUCUCCUGACUUGAAUUCACAAAAGAACAUGAUGGAUGAAAUCUUUUAUGGUCUGCAAGAGGCAGAGCAGACUUGCAACUUUAAGCAGUUGAUGGUUGAUUCUUAUCAUGAUCCCCUUGCUGGAAAUGAUGAAGAAAUUAAUAGUUUUAUGGCUUUGAAUGUUGAGUGGAUGUGUUAUGAGAAGCAAAGAUCGGCUGCACUUAGCCAAGUUUCCGUUGAUUCUUUUAAGCAAGUUUUUCGUGAUAUUCAGAAUUUGCUCUACAACUAUGCAAAUAAAGACAAUUCGCUAUUCGCCGUGUUCAAAGCAGGGAGCAAGGGUAACUUGCUGAAGUUAGUACAACAUAGUAUGUGCCUUGGAGUGCAACAUGCACUUGUACCUUUAUCCUUCAGAUUUCCUCAUCAGCUUUCAUGUUCUGCAUGGAAUAAUCAAAAGUCUCGCAGCUUAACCCAGAAAGUUGAUGACACUGAUGAGUCUGCUAAGAAAUAUAUCCCCUAUGCUGUGGUUGAAAGUUCUUUUGUGAAGGGUCUGAACCCACUAGAAUGUUUUGUUCAUUCAGUGACUACUAGAGACACAUCUUUCAGUGACAAUGCUGACCUUCCUGGGACACUUUCACGACGGUUGAUGUUCUUCAUGCGUGAUCUAUGCACAUCGUAUGAUGGAACUGUGAGGAAUGCAUAUGGAGACCAGGUUGUUCAGUUCUGUUAUAAUAUUGAUAAGGGUAUAUCUAGUCCAACUAGUGCUGACAAAUUAGCAAGUCAGGGCAGUAGUCUUCCUGAUGGGAUAGGUGGCCAACCUGUUGGUUCAUUGUCCGCCUGCGCUAUUUCUGAGGCUGCAUAUAGCGCAUUGGACCAGCCAAUUAGUCUACUUGAAUCUUCACCAUUGCUGAACUUGAAGAGGGUUCUUGAGUGUGGUUCUAAACGAAGCAAUGCUGACCAGACUAUGUCACUAUUUUUAUCUGGUAAACUUGGAAGGAGAAGACAUGGUCAGGAGUAUGGAGCUUUAGAAGUCAAGAAUCAUUUGGAGAGGUUGAUAUUUAAAGAUAUUGUGUCUACUUGCUCAAUAAUUUUCUCUCCACAGAUGUCUAGUGAAAACCGUUUUAGUCCUUGGGUUUGCCAUUUUCAUGUGUGCAAGGAUCUUGUGAGGAGGAGGAGGCUUACUGUGCAUUCUAUUAUCGAUUCUCUUUACAUGCACUGUUCCAAUGCCAGAAGACUGUGGAAAAUCGAUUUGCCUGACUUGCAAGUUACAAACAAGGAUUGUUCUUUUAUUGACUUUGAAAAUGAAGAUGAUGCAUUUUGUAUCACUGUCACAAUUGUUGAAUGCUCUAAAAGUUCUCGUAUAGAAUUGGAUGUGAUUCGAGACAUGGUGAUACCUUCCAUUCUGGAAGCAGUGGUAAAAGGAUUUCCGGAGAUCAAGAAGGUGGAUAUUUUAUGGAAUGAUGAACUCAUAGCCUCAGAUUCUCAUAAAACUGCUCGUGGUGAACUUUACUUGAGGGUUUCUGUAUCCGGUGCUUUUGGUAUAACAAAACUCUGGGGUGUGCUUAUGAAUGAUUGCCUCCAAUUGAUGGAUAUGAUUGAUUGGAAACACAGUCGUCCAGAUAACAUCAAUCAGUUUUGUUUGGCAUUUGGAAUAGAUGCUGGAUGGAGAUUUUUUUUGCAGAAUAUGAAGAGUGCAAUAUCAGAUACUGGCAAGACUAUACUAAACGAACAUUUGUACCUUGCCGCCAAUUCUCUGUCAGCUACUGGGGAGUUUGUCAGCUUGAAUUCAAAAGGCUUGAAGCAACAAAGAGAACAUGCAUUUGUCUCUUCCCCUUUCAUGCAAGCAUGCUUUUCGAAUCCCAGUGCUUGCUUUGUCAAAGCUGCUAAGGCUGAAGUUUUGGAUGAUCUUCAGGGGACCAGCACACUGGCUUGGGGAAAGGUCCCUCGUAUUGGGACUGGUAGACAUUUUGAUAUAGUAUAUUCUAUGAAGGAUCAAAAGCUUGAAGAAACAGUUGAUGUGUAUAAGCUGCUAGGGGAAUCUGUGAAUUCCAAGAAGCAGGAUAUAGGGUUUGAAGUACCCGAAGCUUUUAACUCUAUGUCUGAGAAACAUAGUUCUCCAUUUGUGGGAGCUUUUGGUGGUUCUGCCUUUGAUGAGCUGAAGAAGAUUGAAACAAAAACAAGAUCAAUCUUGAGAGAAUUUUUAACCUUGAAUGACGUUAUGAGGCUUUCCCGUGAAUUAAGGAAUAUUUUGCACAAGUAUCCUAUUGAUCACCGGGUAAGUGAGGCUGACUGGGAUACCUUGAUGAUGGCAUUGUACUUCCACCCUCGAAGAGACGAGAAGUUUGGAUGUGGAGCUAAGGAAAUAAAGGUAGUAAACCGUCCCGAAUAUCCAAAUACUCGGUGCUUCUCAUUGGCAAGAACAGACGAGGCGUUUGUAGAUUUCUCGUAUCGGAAGUGUGUUAUCGGGGCUCUGGAGGUCAUUGCCCCUCAAAGGGCAAAAUCCUUCAAGUCAAGAUGGUUACAAUCUGGUAGUUAGUCCCACAACAAGCAGUCCAU